CACCAACUUGUCUCUCACAGCUGAACACAUCGCAGUGAUGGAAUCUUACUUUGAUAACAUGGAAUCUGACAGUGAAUAUAUGGGCCGAAGAAAGAGUCGAAAGAUAAUGGCUGAAAAACGGCGACGAGCUAGAAUCAACCAAAGCCUGUCAACAAUCAAAAGCAUCUUGUGUGCGGCACAUAAACGAAGUGACCCCAACUAUGAGAAGAUGGAGAAGGCCGAGAUUCUGGAGACGACUGUAGAUUAUCUGAGGAACGUCAGGAAGAUCAGCACCACACAUCAACACGUCAAAGAAGCAGUUCAAGCCAGAUUCCAACAUGGCUUCUCCAAAUGUGCUGAAGAAAUCCUCUCCUACAUUCAGUCUCUGCCAGGAGUGUCGGACAAUGUACAUCGUCAGCUGAGGAAACACAUCUCUCGACGUAUGAUGCACAUUCAGCAGGUGCCCAUGACAUCAUCAACAGAUGAUGUGACGUCAUACACAAGUCAGUGCUCCGAGCGACUGAGAACAAUACCCUCCCUCAAUGUCCAAUAUCAACAUCCGGCUGCGCCAGCGUACAUGAACAGGACAGUGUGCACUUCCCCUGUGAAGGAGGACAAUAGUUUCUCAGACAGUGGAUAUGCUGGUUCUCCUGAUAGUGUCAAACAAUCCACCCCCAGAGCCGGACACUAUCACUCACUUAAUCUCUCAGAUUCAGAACUUAGUUGUAAAAUACCAUCAGAAAUGGUUGACAAAGACUCGAGAGUGAGGGCGUGGCUCCAGACCACGUGGUCCUACUCACAGCAGAUCAAGACGGAGCAACAGGUUCCAUGGAGACCCUGGUAAAAUGCUCCAUGCAACUUUAUAUGAACAAUAGCUGUGAUUUUGUAUACGAUAUAA
This is a messenger RNA of Haliotis rufescens (red abalone), 877 nucleotides long. RefSeq names its product transcription factor HES-7.1-A-like. Gene Ontology annotation, molecular function: RNA polymerase II cis-regulatory region sequence-specific DNA binding; DNA-binding transcription factor activity, RNA polymerase II-specific; protein dimerization activity. Gene Ontology annotation, cellular component: nucleus. Gene Ontology annotation, biological process: regulation of transcription by RNA polymerase II; regulation of neurogenesis; anterior/posterior pattern specification. Bases 38 to 823 code for a protein of 261 amino acids. NCBI's taxonomy places the organism in Eukaryota, Metazoa, Mollusca, Gastropoda, Lepetellida, Haliotidae. The record is from RefSeq and is a predicted model, not a curated record. The transcript has 3 exons.